Messenger RNA from Spodoptera frugiperda (fall armyworm), 1378 nucleotides. RefSeq names its product probable ATP-dependent RNA helicase pitchoune. Bases 144 to 1316 code for a protein of 390 amino acids. The transcript is spliced from 7 exons. The record is from RefSeq and is a predicted model, not a curated record. NCBI's taxonomy places the organism in Eukaryota, Metazoa, Arthropoda, Insecta, Lepidoptera, Noctuidae. Gene Ontology annotation, cellular component: nucleolus. Gene Ontology annotation, biological process: maturation of LSU-rRNA from tricistronic rRNA transcript (SSU-rRNA, 5.8S rRNA, LSU-rRNA).
AAAUUUGACAUUUUCUCUCACAUGUUGUUGUGCUGGAUAGUUUGAAGCUGGGACUGAUUUGUUUUAUAUUAUUCAAAACUUUUAUUUACAUUCAUUUAUUGAGUUAAAGCCCAACCCUUAAAACUCUAUAGGUACGAUUUACUAUGGAAUCAACCAUGGGUUCAGAAGAAAAUGUGAAUCCGAGAAAGAAAUUCAAGUAUUUGAAAGAACAAGUGUCUAAGGCAACUCUGCAAGCAGUAAAAGCGAUGGGCUUUAAAAUAAUGACUGAUAUUCAAGCUGAGGUUUUACCUGAAGCUUUAGACGGGGCAGAUGUAGUAGCCACAGCUAAAACAGGUUCCGGAAAAACGUUGGCCUUUUUAAUUCCAGCUGUAGAAACUGUGAUCAAGUGUAUGGAAAAACAGAUUCAAGGUACAUGCUGUAUAAUCAUAUCACCAACUAGAGAACUGGCUAUACAGACCUACAGUGUGUUGCAAGAAAUUCUGUCACACCAUGAAGCUAUCACAUCAGCUCUAGUUAUUGGCGGAGAAAGUAGAAAGAAACAAAGUGCGGAGUUAGCUACAGGUUGGUAUGCUGUAUGUGAAACAGAGUAUAGACUAUGGUGGUUACAUAAAUUACUGAAGAAAACUCGUAACUUUAAAGUAAUGGUGUUCUUUUCAAGCUGUAAGUCAGUUGAAUUUCACCAUGAAUUUUUCAGCAAGUACUGUGAAGCUAACGUUUUGUGUAUUCAUGGUAAAAUGAGUCAAAUCGAUAGGACAGAGGUAAUAACGAAUUUCUACAAUGCGGAAAAAGUAGCAUUAUUUUGCACAGAUUUAGCAGCAAGAGGGUUGGAUAUACCGGCUGUUGAUUGGAUCGUACAAUUCGAUCCACCAUCAGAUGCAAAUGAGUACAUUCAUAGGGUAGGCAGAACUGCUAGAGGCAUGGGAGCAGAAGGAAAUGCUGUAAUUUUAUUGCGACCAGACGAAAUAGAAUUUGUUUCGUAUUUGAAAGAAUCUAAAAUAUAUUUAGACAAAUAUGAGUCGUGGGAUAAGUUUGCCAAUUUACAGCCUAAGCUUGAUGCUGCCAUGUCAGACCCACAGUUUCAUGAGUUAGCGGUGGAAGCUUUUCAAGGGUACAUGAGGGCGUUUGAAGUAAAGAAACUAAAACAUAUAUUUAAUUUAAUAACAAUGGAUGUCGACGCCGUCGCCAGAUCUUUCGGUCUAAAAGAAAGGCCAGAUGUUGACGUUCGAAUAGGAUUCAGUAAAAAACAUAGACCCAGAAAAAGGAUGGCAGCUAUGCUUGCAGAACAGUCAGCUGGGAGUACCAAACGAAUAAAAUAAGCACAGCAAUAAGGGUUCUUAGGUAAGAAGUGGAUGUUUUGCUAAGGAAGUACAGAAGAUGG